AUGAGAAAACUUGCCUCGUUUCUUGGUGGUGGUAAAUCUUCAUCAUCAAAUGGUUCUUCUUCAUCACCUUCAGCAUCGGGUACUAGUAAUGAAAGAGUUUCAUCCAACAAACAGCAAGGUUCCCUUUCUAUAGUAACAACAUCAUCAAUUGGUGUUGCCGUUGGUGAUUCUUCAUCAUCUCCAUCAUCAAAUAAUAAUAACAAUGGAAGUAAAACUCCAAGAAGUAAUUUCUCUAGAUCGACUAGUAAUACUAAAAUUAAUUCUUCAUCAUCCUCUUCAUUGGAAAGGAAUAAUAUUGAACAGGAAAUUCAAAAUAUAAUUUUUAAUACUUCACAAAUUAAUACACUCUCCAAAGUACCUAAUGUUCAACCGGAAUAUUAUUUGAAAAUUGUUGUUUUGGGAGGACCAUCUGUUGGAAAAUCGGCAAUAAUUAAUAGAUAUUUGAAAAAUAAGGAUCAUCCUGCUUUAUCAGUAACAAAGAGUGGAUUGUACAUACCAACAAUAGGAGUCGACAUGUAUAGUAAGCCUGUUAAGAAAUAUAGAGAUGCUUCGAUAACAAAAUGUAAAUCAAUUCAAUUUCCAGUGAGAUUGACGAUACUAGAUGUUCCACAUAGUGAAUUUAUGAAACAAUCAGUGUCAAAAUAUUUUGAAAAUGCACAUGGAAUAGUGUUAGCUUUUGAUGUGACUAAUAUCAAGUCAAUUAGUGCUAUUGAUCAGUGGCGAUCCAAAAUUCCAUCACAUCUCCUUACAAGUACAGUUUUACUUGCCCAUAAAGCCGAGUUAAAGCCACACAUUAUCACUCCAAACUCUCUAGAUAAUUAUGUUAGAGAUUCUGGAUUAUUGGCAUGGUUUUCAACAUCGAUUAGAAAUUUCCAAUCCAUCAAUGGAGCAUUCCAAUACCUUGUCGAUAGAAGUCUGUCAAAAUUAAUCAAAAAAUAUCAAGGACUGCCUACAUUGAAUCAUCAAAUGAAUGCUGUCUCAAUGGCUAGAAAAUCUUCAUCGAUUCCAUUGGCAGAAUCCAAGUCUGAUAACUUGGCCGAGUCUCUUCAAUAUUCCAAUUCUGUAGAAUCCAAUUCUGAUACAGGAUCUAUUUCUAAGGAUGAUUCCAAACAAAUAGUGGAAGGAUUUUCUACUCUCUACGACAUGUUGGAGGACAAGAAUCCAAAUUUAACAAUGGAAUUUAUAGAAAAAUUCAGAAGUGAAAUUACAUCUUUUUAUUUCCAAUUAUCAAGCAGAUUUAAAGAGUUCAAAGUGGUAUGUCAGAGUUGUGACACGAGCUCAAACGAUCAAAAGUUGAUGGAUCUACUGAUAAAUGAAUGUGAUGCUGAAAGAAUCAUUCUCCUUAACAAAUUAGCUCUCGUUGAAAAGGAACUUGUAAAGUGUAAUAGUAUCUAUACGGAAAAUAAUACUCCCAUGAAAAAUCUCACCAAACUGUACAUUGAACUCAAGAGAGAAUUUUAUAUUGUAAAGAUUGAAAAAUGGAUAAGUUUUUGGUAUUCCUUAAAAUCAAGAUUUUGCCUGAGUCAAAUUUUCUACAAGGACACCAAACAAGAUUGUCAACAAUUACCAGAGAUUUCGGAAUCACUCUACAGCCAACCUAUCAAUCAAAAUAUUGUAGCCAAACUGGAAAGCAGAAGGGCAAAAAUUGAAAAACUCAAACAACAUUCCAAAAUACAAUCUAAAGAAAUAUCUCAGAAAGAGGAUGAAAAUCUUGUAGAGAGUGAUAGUACAUUCUCUGUUAUCAAUCAAAUUUUCAAAGCAGAAAUGUAUGUGGACAUAUUCCCUCAAUUAACAGAACUCAAUAAAUUAAAUAAAUAG
Molecule: messenger RNA, 1818 nt
Organism: Naegleria gruberi
Lineage: Eukaryota; Heterolobosea; Eutetramitea; Acrasida; Naegleriidae
Product: small GTPase
Exons: 1
Coding region: 1-1818 (605 amino acids)
Molecular function (GO): GTPase activity; GTP binding
Source: RefSeq, a predicted model, not a curated record